Molecule: messenger RNA, 1318 nt
Organism: Phycomyces blakesleeanus NRRL 1555(-)
Lineage: Eukaryota; Fungi; Mucoromycota; Mucoromycetes; Mucorales; Phycomycetaceae
Product: carbohydrate-binding module family 13 protein
Exons: 4
Coding region: 10-969 (319 amino acids)
Source: RefSeq, a predicted model, not a curated record
CUUCACAACAUGACUUCUCACAUUGACACCAGCAACUGGUUCUACAUUCAAUCCGCCGCAACUGGCGACGUCAUCUCAGCAGAUACACACACAACAGACCUACUGCGCUCUCAAGUCUAUGUCUGUCCACCUAAACAGAUCGACGAAGAAUUGUGGAAGUGGGACGGACGUUUUAUUGUCAACAAGGCCACCGAAAUGGUCCUCGAUAUUCGCAAAGGUCGUCUGCGAUUAAUCGAAGAUACCGAAAUUUGCCUUUAUAACCGAAAGGAGAUCGACCAAGCCCACAACCAAAUGUGGGGUAUCAAUGAAGACACAUCAGAUUGUUUUGGCCGUCCUCAGCCAGGCAUCUUCCUUUACUCACACUAUAACAAUGAUUGGGUGCUCGACAUCCAGGCCAACCCCGAUGGCGCAAACAAAUUGAUUCUUUUCCCUCAUCAGAAUAUCGACAACGACAACCAACGCUGGUCUCUCAUUUCUGCCUCUGAACUCGAACACCCUCUCUCCAGAAUUCCCACCCUCCUUUCAUCUCCAAACUCUGCCACAGACUACAGCUCACCUUCAAAUUCUCUCCCUUCCACACCAGUUCAUGAACUUACUCUCGGAGAGUUCUCCGGCGGUCUCUCACCUGCAAAGCGCGGGUCCCAGAGCUCGGUUACAAUGAUCACAAUUGAUGCGUAUAAAGAAAGCCACCGAAUGGUCUAUCUUGAAAGCAACCCUCGCCUUAGUGAUAAAGCCAUUGCAAUGGCAGCUGCUUAUCAGACAUGGCAACAUUGGAAGCAUGACCAACCUCACCCCACCAUGACCUUUGUGGACUCCCAAGAUGUUCGAUCCGAACUCCAGACAUUGGCACAAGCAGAGGCUUCUCUUGUCUUUGACCAAUGUGAUCAACUUAGUAAUCACAAGGAAACUGCUCUUUCACUUGCCAGCCGAUUGAUAAUCCAGCUUUAUGAAAACCCUUCUUCUCCUUAAACGCAAACACAAACGCAAAAAACGCACGAUCCUUUUUUUUUUAAAAAAAAAACUCACCAAAACGCAAUUACCUUCCUUACCCCCCUUCCGCUUGUACCAUCUCCCAACCCAAUCCUUGUUAUUAUUUUUGUAUAUGUACUCUAUCAUUGUUUUUUUUUAUAUUCUUUAUCCUUUAUUUGCUUUCCUGCUAUAUGUAACCUCCACACUCCUUUGCAUCAUAUUUUUGCUUUGCUACUCGUCUAUAUUAUUCUGUAUUCAUUCUUUGUAUUCUAUAAAACCCAUUCUCUCUCCUUAACUAUGUAAAUAAUCCAAAAAUAAAGAGAAUCUCUACAUAACACAACACAACAUA